Molecule: messenger RNA, 1439 nt
Organism: Trematosphaeria pertusa
Lineage: Eukaryota; Fungi; Ascomycota; Dothideomycetes; Pleosporales; Trematosphaeriaceae
Exons: 1
Coding region: 103-1146 (347 amino acids)
Molecular function (GO): oxidoreductase activity
Source: RefSeq, a predicted model, not a curated record
GGUCCGUGCGAGAGCUCGACAGACCUCAGACCACCACCACGGCUCACUUAAAGAGGCCGCCGCGAGGAGCACUCCUCCCGUGCUCGCGUCCUCGAUAACACAAUGUCCUGGCUUAUACGCAUUCGCCCCGGCGUCCUCGUCGUUUUCGGUUCGUCUGCCAUUGGCGGUGCCGCAUAUCGACACUUCAAGCCCGGUUCCGCCGAAGCGUCGCUAAACCCCCACACCUUCACGCCGUAUACCCUCGUCGACAAGCAAGACGUGUCCGACACGAGCGCGAUAUUCACCCUGCGACACCGCGAUGGCGCACCGGAUCCCGAGAGUGUGAAGGAGGCUUGGAAGCGAAGCGUGUGGAGCGUGCAGGUCAAGCAGCCGCAGCUGCAGAUUGCACGGGCAUAUACACUGCUGCCCCCGAAGACAGAUGGCAUACAGGCUGGCGAGAAGGAAGCGGAGGAUGUGAGGCUCUUGAUCAGAGAAGAAGAGGGCGGCGAGGUGUCGACAUAUCUGCAUCGGCUGGCAGAGAAGUCCACCAUCGAGCUGCGAGGCCCGAACGUGGAAUGCGAACUGCCCCACGACAUUAAAGAGGUCUUGUUCCUGGCUGGCGGAACCGGCAUCGCGCCUGCGAUGCAGGUUGCGCAAGCACUAGGACGGAGAACAGGCAGCAAGAUGCACAUCCUGUGGGCGAACAGACGGAGGGAAGAAUGCAUAGGCGGCGUUAGCGACGAGCACAUACCCGCGAAUCCGAUAAUACACAGUGGAACAAGUUGGUGGAGGAGCUUGAUCGGCCUCGGCCACACGGCAGCGCCACAGGCGGUCGUGGACAAGCACAGCAGCCAGGGCAAGGGCGUCCUAGUGCAGGAACUGGAAGCGCUGAAAGAGUGCAGCCAAGCAGGCACCAGAGGACUCAGCGUGCAAUACUACGUCGACGCGGAGAAGACGUUUAUCAAACCUGGCGAUGUCGCGAAGCGGCUACAUGUCGAAGGGCCAGAGGAGAAGGGGUCGAGGCUGAUUUUGGUCUCGGGACCAGAUGGCUUCAUUGAGCACUGGGCGGGCAAGAAGCUGUGGGUUGGUGGACGAGAAGUCCAGGGCGAAAUUGGCGGUGUGCUGGGGCAGAUGGAUCUGAAGGAUUGGAAUGUCUUCAAGCUGUAAAAAUGCAUUGUACGUAUACCAGGUCGAUACCCGGCUUCUAAUAUCUGCGAGCACCCAUUGAUCAGGCUCUCGACCCCAACUGGAAAUCCAUAUUGGGGAAAGCCGGGGACCCUGGCUAAAUUGUGGAUCGGGGCGAAAUAACGGCCCUAUCGUGGACGGCGCCCGCGGGCAUCUCCGACAGUAAAGCCGACCAUGGAUGGGCAUGGGCACAGUUCCGCGCUGAUUAAUUUUGCAGACCGCGAGAUGCUUUAUCAGAUCAGUCCAUCGCAGACACGCGUCAAUAUAGUCUUCGC